Symbiodinium sp. CCMP2592 is the source of this 1419-nucleotide messenger RNA. The record is from the annotation of a GenBank genome assembly. Lineage: Eukaryota; Dinophyceae; Suessiales; Symbiodiniaceae.
AUGGGGCAGCAAUGCUGCGGCCUGCGAGCAAGAGAGGACGAGUAUCCAUUCCUGGCGCCCCCUGUCACACCCACCGCUGCAUAUGGUGGUGAGUCGAGUCGCGCUGCUGAUCUUCCCGAGCCUCCAGCGUUUCCACCGGUGAAGGUGGAGCUUCCACCGGCGAAAGCGGAGCUUCCGCCGGAGGUAGAGGAGCUCCCGGCUAAGGAUAUCGUCCGCGAAGAUUCCAGGAGCAAAGAGCUCAAGGAAUCCAGCUUGCCGGCCCGAUGUCUCGAUCGACAACAGGAACAGGAAGUCGAGACAGAAGCUACGGCGGCGACAGACACAGCUGACCUUGCAGAAGAGGCGGACCAAGCCAAAGAUGUCCAAACCGCCACUACCACCGAGGCGGUUGAUGAGGAAGUCUUGCCGGAAGGGCAUGCAGAUGACGACCAAGAGGUCGAGCGCGCUCCAAGCAGCGGCUCCGACACCCUGUCAUCCAUUGCUGAGAAGGCAGAAAUCGUCAUUGUCCUGCCCGAAGAUGAUGAUUUUCCUUUGGAUGAGGACACUGGCCUAGUGCGGCAAAUUAGCCUGCACAGCCAGACAUCUCCUACUCGGAGAGCAGCCGCCGCAGCCGCAGCAGAGGAGGCGAUGGCUGAACUGACGGCAGACAAGGAGGAAGGUGUGGAGGAGAAGAAGGAUGAGGCGGAGGCGGAGGAAGAGGACGAGGAGGAGGACGACGACGAAGAGGAAGAGGAAGAUGCGGAUGGACCGGAUGCUGCAGUUCCGGUUGCGGAUGCGGUGGUUGCGGCGGAUGCUCAGGAGGGCAAGGAUGCUCCUCAAGAGCAAGGCGAGAAGGAGGUGAAGCCCAAAAAGAAAAAGAAGAAGAAGGGAGAAAAAGUGAUUACAUUGCCCAAUUGCGAUCAGAUUUUGCCAUACCUGUACUUGGGUGGCAUGGCAGCGGCAACCGACGUGGAGGGCAUCCAGAGACAGGGAUUGGGCGCAAUCUGCUGCUGUUGCAGAACGGUAGAGUUCCCGGAUGCGCAAUUCAUUCCUGGCGUUUCUUACUACAGAGUGGAUGUUGAAGACAUGUCGAGGGAGCCUCUGGACUACUUCUUGAAGGAGGCCACUGAUUUUAUUCAUUCUUUCAUCGUGCGAGAGCAGCCGGUGCUAGUGCAUUGCCGGGCGGGGGUGUCCCGCUCUGCAUCUGUGGUCUUGGCCUAUCUCGUGGCCUGCCAACGAAUGACGUUGGCCGAUGCUUUUGUGCUACUCCGUUCAAGGAGAUGCAUUGUGACUCCGAAUCUUGGAUUUUUCGAGCAGCUCUCCAUAUGGGAGAAGGAGGUGUCCGGGGUGUCGUCCGUGGACUGCAACAAGUACAACUUGUGGUUUGGCACUCCCGAGUACGAGCGUUCGGCACUUCCGGACAUGCGCCCCGAUUACUAG